UUAGGCAGACUGUUGCCGUAAAUAGAGCUCGGGCGAUGGCGUAUAUAUAUUAGGAUAUACUGCAGACCGUGAUGUUAUGUUCUUCGUGGUUUUUUAUCGUUUAUUUUAGAUAGUGAUUAUUGUACUCGGUUGAUGCUGGAUCAGGUGUAUGGACCAGGUUUUCUGAGAUGAGCUCCGCUGUGGUUUGGGAUGCGCAGUGCGCCGCUUUGCGUCCGCUGCUGACUGGGACUGCUGCAGUGUAAACAAGACUGUCCGAGCCUGCAGCGCUGCUGUCAGUGGGCGAAACGAUAACGACACAGUGUCAAUGGUAGUUGACUUUUCAUCUUAAACGAGCACGGCUUCAUAAUGAAACCUCCGUGUUGUUGUUUUUCAGUGCGCAACGAUUGCAGCGGAGAAUCUGGCUUUCUUCUUUUUAAUUCAACUGGACAUCUGUCAGACAGCACAUCUGCUCUUUCUAACUAAGUAGCCAGCAAACGUUCAGCCUAUCGCUGGAUUAAUCAGAUGGACUUUGCUGUCGAGGAAGCAACAACUCCUUCUUGAAUCAGGAAAAUGAGUGACAACCAGGAAACAUCAGAUGCCGAGGAAGACACUACCCCGUCCGGGAGCGCGACCUUGCCGCUCCGGCCGCCGUGCGACCGUCUCCCUUGCAACAAGAGCAGCGUGUGCUCCCGCUCCUACUUCGUGGUAGUGAUGGUCUUUUUUCACGUAUACAUCAUUAAUGUUAUAGCACUGCUAUUUUACGUUCACUAUAACAGCGGGUCGGACGAUGCCAACCAGAGUCGCGAUGCUCCGAGCAGUAACCACCAGCACCCCGAGUCGCGACGUCCGCCAUCAAAGCCUGAGUUUCUGCGUGAUGUUUCCCUAACAAGAAUCGAGGGGAUAAGGGUGGGACACGUCCAGAAGGUGUCACUGGUGCCAAGCAAAGUGCAUGAAAUGCGGACUCUGAGUCUGAAACCGCUGCUGUUUGAGAUCCCUGGGUUUCUGUCGGAGGAUGAAUGCCGUGUGGUAACGCAACUUGCACAGCUAAAGGGUCUAAUGGAGAGUCAGCUAAUGGUGCAAGACGGCCAGGAAGAGCUGGCCAAGGAGCUCAACCUCAGCCCUGAAGAGAUCUUCAACCUUCUUGACAUCAACCAGGAUGGACAGUUGCAGCUCCAUGAGAUACUGACUCAUUCUCGAGUGAGGGACGGAAUCUGGCUCACACCGGAGAAUCUGAGAGAAAUCUAUGCUGGGCUCAAAGCUGACAAGGACGGUAAUGGUUUGCUAAGUCUAGAAGAGUUCAGGCUUCUGAGCAAUGAUGCCUUCCAGCGCUUCCUGCUGCAGCGAGGGGUGAAGAGGAGUCAGCUGGUGAGGAACAGCAGACACACCUGGCUGUAUCAGGGCAAAGGAACACAUCAGGUCCUCCAAGACAUCAAGGCGAGGGUGACUCGUCUCACUCGGCUCCCACCCGCAUUAGUGGACCUCAGUGAGCCCCUCCAGGUGGUUCGCUAUGAGGAGGGAGGACACUACCACGCCCACCACGACAGCGGCCCUGUGUAUCCUGAAACAGCAUGCACACACACGCGCCUCGCAGCGAACACCUCCACUCCUUUUGAGACGUCUUGCAGGUACAUCACAGUUCUCUUCUACCUGAACUCUGUCGAUGGGGGUGGGGAGACCGCAUUCCCUGUGGCAGACAACAGGACCUAUGAUGAAGUGUCUCUCAUACAGAAUGACGUUGAUCUUUUGGACACCAGAAGGAAUUGUGACAAGAGCAACCUAAAGGUGAAGCCUACCAAAGGGACCGCUGUUUUCUGGUACAACUACCUUUCUGAUGGAAAAGGUUGGGUGGGACAGCAGGAUGAAUAUGCACUGCAUGGAGGCUGUGUGGUCACCCAUGGCACUAAGUGGGUCGCAAAUAAAUGGAUAAACAUUGAUCCGGAUUACCAGCGGCAGGUUCGCUACCAGCAGCUGGUUUCACAGCAGCCAGAGGAUGAGGAUGAUGAAGGUCCGACUCUCAACCCGAACCUACAGAGUUCUGAUAUCCAUCAAGACUUGUAGCUCAUAAACCAAAUUUAUACAAAAAAAACAACUAAAAAUCUACCGAGCCUUCCUCAGUCAUGUGCACAACUUCUUUGGCAAGAUCCUCUGUGUCCAGUUUGUAGAGACAAGAUUUAUUCAGGGAAUGAGGUCACAGUGGGUUUAUGCAACUGUAAAGAGAUGAUUUUGGUAAAUAUUGCUUGUAUAUUGUUAUCUAGAGAUGCACCAAUACUGACAUCUGUCUGAUAAUGACUCAAAUAGCCGGAUCAGGUAUCGUCAAUAGGCUGAUCAGAUACCAUUAUUUUAAUAAAUAACAGUUCAGUACAUUUAUAUCUAUAUAUUUAUUUGUUACAUUUUGUUUAACAAAGUUAGGAAAGCAAUGUUUAAGUCAGGUCUGAUGUUGCCUCACACAUAAAAGACUGAUCCCAGUCUCUUCCACACAGUGAGGCAUACAGCUUAUUAACUAAAAUGCUGGUAUCAGUAUCUGUAUUGGGACCGAAAAAGUCAGAUCGGUGCAUCCCUAUUGUUAUACUUCUAUUUUUGAAUCUCCUAUAAUUUCCCUUUUUAGGAAUGUUGCACUAGAAACCCAUUAAAACAGUUGAGACAAAACAAUCCCUUUGCAUGCAUUAGCUUCACAGAUUGUCUGUUUGCUGUUGCUAUGAGCAGAAAUUGCACUUAAAAAUUGAAAUGGCUCCUGCAAACAUUUCAAUGUCCUUCCUUGUCAAUGCUGCCAUUACCAAAAAAGGCUCACACUGUCUGUGUGAUGCAUGUUGUCUUGUAAUUGUUCCUUGAAUUAUUUUCUAACAGAUUCUUCUUGAAAGGUAGUGUUGAGAGGUUUCAUUUUAUUACCUGUAUUUUUCCCUAAAAAUGCAUUCUAUCGUCCUCCCACUUUGAAUAAAGUUAAAUUAAACUCAUGUGUCUUCCUACUUUAAAGAUAAGAUUUAUAAAUAUAAAUGUAAGUCAUCAAUGGUUUUGUAGAGUUGUUCCGAUGUCUAAAACAGUAUUGUAAAUGCCUCCGUUACAGUCUAAAAUGCUGGAUCAGGUAUCGGAGAUCAUGUUAUCUUGUCUUGAUAACAUGACAUUAUGUUGCAUGACCUGAGCCAGGUCAUGCAACAAUGAUAGC
Anarrhichthys ocellatus (wolf-eel) is the source of this 3139-nucleotide messenger RNA. RefSeq names its product prolyl 4-hydroxylase, transmembrane b (gene p4htmb). Bases 550 to 2037 code for a protein of 495 amino acids. NCBI's taxonomy places the organism in Eukaryota, Metazoa, Chordata, Actinopteri, Perciformes, Anarhichadidae. The record is from RefSeq and is a predicted model, not a curated record. Gene Ontology annotation, molecular function: calcium ion binding; L-ascorbic acid binding; procollagen-proline 4-dioxygenase activity. Gene Ontology annotation, biological process: peptidyl-proline hydroxylation to 4-hydroxy-L-proline. Gene Ontology annotation, cellular component: endoplasmic reticulum. The transcript has 9 exons.